Cyclocybe aegerita is the source of this 1716-nucleotide messenger RNA. Lineage: Eukaryota; Fungi; Basidiomycota; Agaricomycetes; Agaricales; Hemipholiotaceae. The record is from the annotation of a GenBank genome assembly.
AUGAAACACUUAUCGGCGAGGCUGAUUACGAUCUUUUCCGCCCAUCUUACCUCACAUCCGAUAUCGAUGAAACGCCCGAGGGGUGACACGAGAUCACCAUCUUCCGUGGGUCUCAUUAUACAAAGCUCUCCUCUGACCUGUCCCUCCCCUCCCGAGACAAUCGCCAUGUCGCACUCAUUCGAGAACCUAUUCCCAGAACUUUAUCCCCUCAUUGCAUCUCAUAUCCCUCUGCAUGCGACCCCGCAGACCCUCCUUUCUCUUGCAAUUACCAAUCGUCACUUUUCAGAGUUCAUUCUGCCGCUUGUCCACCAAUGCCUGAUUCUGCGAGACGAGGACAGCAUCAUGAAAGCCCUUCACAAGAUAUCGGUGGACAGCGCGUUUGGGAUCAGAGUCCGGGAACUACACCUGAUUUGCAUGGGCAGCAUCAGCAAAAAGGACGACGCAUUCGACACCAUCAAAGAACUGGAGAAGGUUGUUGCCGCCGGCGCACUCCCCAAUCUCCAUACUUUAGGUCUCCGUAGCUGUGAAUAUGAAUCCAAUCCCGAUGACCAUCCAAAUUUCUGGGCAAUUGUCAACGAACACUGUCGUUGGCUACGCAGGAUUCGCUUGAUGGACGUUUACGGUGCUGAAUACCUUACUCCCAAAGAACGUGACUUCCAUUGGCUUCGGUCUUCUGGUGUUUUCCAAAUUCCUGAUGUUUCGACCCUUUCUUUCCGUGUAACCAACGUGAACCUUAAAGAUCAACAUUGCACCAGCUUUUUGUCAACUUUGACACUGUGGACGCAUUCAUUACAGACAUUGUCUUUGUCGCUCCUUGUGCACGAGGACGUAUCACUAUCUGCCUUCUACUGCCUUAAUUUCCCAUGUCUCAGGUCUCUCACUCUCGAUAUCUGGUCGGUGAAUCAACCUUCGGAAGCUAUGGACUUCUGGACGCGCCAUCCGAACCUGGAGUCCUUAACUCUAUGCUGUGCAGACGGAGUAAAAUGCUUCGUGGACUCCAUUCCUCGAGGUUUUUUGCCACAUCUACGGCAUCUAAAGGCCAGUUACGUCGACGUGAGAGCGCUUGCUCCAGUCUUGCCCCAGCUCACCAGUCUCGCCGUACACGAUGGCAUAAACUCGCAAGUUCCGUACCUCCUUCGUUCUGUCAUUCCUGGAGGACUACCAGGACUGAAAAGCCUCUACUUCGUCCGAGGCCCUUGGGAUAAGAACGCGGUUGCUGAAGGUACAUCGUGGUAUGAGACCUAUGAUGGUGCUUUCCACGAAAUUAAGAAGAAGAAGAAGAAGAGCGAUAAAUCAGACAGAAAUAUUCUUCGGGACUACAUGCUUUCAAUUGCCCGGGGAACCCCAAACAUAGAAGAGCUCGGGUUCCCGUAUGUGGAGAGUCUCUCUGGCUUGGUCGAGGUAUCAGAUGUUUUUUCUGAUCUUCGCCGAUUGAAGAGGAUCUACUAUGGAAUGCACUUCGAGGACGGCGAUGAUCCGAACGAAGCCACUAUCGCCCACGUACUCGCCCUCGCGAAAGAGUCCUUCAUCCCUUGCUUGGAGUCCGUGACAAAUCUCAACGAUGACAUCCCAUACCCCGUGGCAAGGAUCAUCAGAGAUGAGAAUGGCAAUCCCUGCGAUGUGGUUCUAGGUACUGGUGGAGGAAUGGAGGUUGGAAACGAGGACUCGGCCUUCCUUUUUUACUACCCAAACAACGUGACAUGUAGCAUAGACUAA